This is a messenger RNA of Linum trigynum, 2339 nucleotides long. The record is from the annotation of a GenBank genome assembly. Lineage: Eukaryota; Viridiplantae; Streptophyta; Magnoliopsida; Malpighiales; Linaceae.
UCUCCCCAAGGCCCAAACAUAUUCCAUCACUAACAAUUCCAGCGCACUCAAUACCCUUUCAAGACAAUGGCUGCCCUCGCUUGGAUGAUCGUCGCCGUAGUUGGUCUCUGCAUCAUCAGCAGUGACGCGGCGGUUGCGACGCCGGCGUCGGCGUCGUCGACGGACGCGUACUCGUUCCCUGACCACUCCUGCGGCGUGAUUCCGGUGGACCCAUCGAGCCCGUUGGGUCAGGCGAGAAAAGGGAUCCUCGUCAACGUGGUCAACGUCCACAACUCCCAUUCCGGCGAGUUCUCGACGUGCAUCAACGUGAACAGCUUGUUGUGGGCUCGGGCUGCCUGCCCCGACCCGACCUCGGCCUCGUGCCCGGCCUGCCUCGGCGAGGCUCAGGCUUUCUUGGACCAGAACUGCAUGUACUUUGACGAGGGAAGGGUUCAAGAGAAUGCUAUGACUUGUAACAUGGCGUUCGGUGAUAAAAGUGUUUGUGAUUAAUAAAAUUCAUAUUUUUCUUUGAUAAACUAGAUCAGGACCCGCCCGUUGGCCGGAUCAAUUUCAUUAAUAGUAUAAAUAACAUUAGUAAUUGCCCAAAGCAAAACAUGGUUUAUUUCAUACCAUAAAAAUUUCAAAUCAUUUAAUUACUGAAAUCAUGCUCUUAUAAUUUUUAACAUGCAAACCCGAUUUACUAAUGGAAGUUCUUACUCAAAGUAGAAAACAAAAGUCAUGCAAGGAAAUUGACUCCUAAGAAUUUAAUAAGACUACCACACUAUUUACUCCUCGAUGUCAAGAAUUAUAGCAAAUUCCAUUUUGGUUUUCUUGUGAUGGCUCGGCUACGCCUCUAAAGCACCGUCAUCUCCACCAAUUACAAAGUUUUUGUGUUCCUUAGCGAAAUACUGUUCUUCACGAUAGGUUGUUCGUCCUUUUUUACAUUGAAAGCCAGUAUUUAAUAAUCAAAUGUUUGAAAAUAUUGAUUAUUACACAGUAAAAUUUAUAUCUCACAAACAUUUUAUGAGACUUGUUCUUUCCCUAACGCCGAUAAACAACCAUGUGACCAACAAAAAAUUUGAUAAUCUAUAGAUUGAAAACUUAAUGAAUAAUAGUAGAUGUUGACUAUUUUGUAAUAGAUACGUUUCAUUUUUUUUUCUUACAUGUCUGCAAAUUUGGUUGCCCAAUUGUAAAAAUGGCUUAGGUGACAUAAUCAUUCUAAGUUGAAUUUAAGAAGAUAUGAAAAUUAGUAAAUGGUUGCCCAAUUGUAAAAAUGGCUUAGGUGACAUAAUCAUUCUAAGUUGAAUUUAAGAAGAUAUGAAAAUUAGUAAAAGUCUAGUAAGCAAGGUUAUAUAUACCCACUUUCAUAACAAUCUAACAAAAAAUUGAUGGUGGGGAUAACAUUAAGAAUUGUCGUAGAGAUCGGGUACCACAAUUGAAGAAUUCAUAAUUUAUGAAUGCUAUUAUAUAUGAUUCAAUAGAAUGCUUGACUAACAUAUUUAAUUUUUUACUCCAAAAUAUGUCAAAAUAUAUAUUAUUUUAUAUAAUUUUUUUGUUUUGUUAAAAUUUUGCAAUUUAAAUUAUAAAAUGAAUAAUUAAAAACUAAUAAGAGAGUGCUUAUGCACCUGAAUUAUACACCUAAUAUGUUAAUAAACUAAUAAUAAUCUAAAUUAUCUAAAUGGAUACAACAAAACACCGUUGCUAAUAAUAUAUAUAUAACAAAUAUAUAAACAAAAUUUAUAAUGUUUAUAAUAUCGGUGCUUUCAAUAAAAUUUUUAUGUUACAAAUUGAAUUUGUACUUUUAAUGUUAUAGUUAAAUUCAGUUUGAGUCUACACAUUUUCGUACAAUUUUUUAUAGUAUUAAUUAAACUUGUACUUUUAAUGUUAUAAUACAAAUUUACUCAAUACAUAUAACUUUUCAUCCAAAUUCAUUUAUGAUACAAACUGAAUAUUUACCUUUAAGGUCUUGGUAUAGUCUAUACAGGCGUAUUUCGUACAAAUUACUUUACGAUUCAAACUAAACUAUACUUUUAACAUUGUAAUACAAACUCAACUUGUAACAUCAAUAUUUUGAUGUAUAAUAAUGAGCUCAUAUAUAUUUAAAUAAUUAAACAGUGAUGGGUAGUGGCUUUCUUUUUAGUUGGAGUCCAUGGAGUCACGAUUUUUUCAGUUAAUAAGUGGACUUUCUCUUUAGUUGGAGUCCCAAAUUUUUUAAUUAUUAACUGGCUAUUUUAAGCUAAUGACCAAAUAAUCCUUCCUUGUUGUGCGCAAAAGCUAGGGAAAAGCUAAUUAGGUGGGUUGUCAAGAAGAAUCUCUAUAUAUUGUUUCUAGGAUUUGUUGAAAAAAAGAUAAUGGAUAGU